AUUUUUAAUUGGUUCUUCUCGGCUCAGCACCACUGCAGCACUGCUUCCUUCCGCACAUCCAGGAGAGAAGGGAGAAAUGGCGGCAAGAAGCGUCUCCUACAUCACCAGUUCGGAGCUUCUCUCCAUUAAACGUCGUCCAAACGUAGCCAUCGUCGAUGUCAGGGAUGACGAGAGAAGCUACGAUGCACAUAUAGCUGGUUCUCUCCACUGUGCAAGCGAUACCUUCUAUGAGAAGAUCCCUAAGCUCAUACAAGACGUGAAAGGGAAAGAUACCCUUGUAUUCCAUUGUGCCCUCAGCCAGGUGCGUGGCCCAUCUUGUGCUCGCAAGCUUCUGAAUUAUCUUGUGGAAACAAAGGAAGAUGCGGGCAUAAAAAAUAUUUUCGUUUUAGAACGUGGGUUCAAUGGAUGGGAAGCUUCUGGUAGACCCGUUUGUCACUGCACUGACAACCCUUGCAAAAAUGACAAGGCAUAAAGAAUUUUUGAAUGAAGAAAGGUGAAAGGAUAUCAUGGCCCUCUAUAAGCAAUACAUGCUCCAGACUCGAUACACAUUUGAGCAAUUAUGUACCUGAAAUGCUUAUAAAUUUACACGACUUGUUACAACACAAUAUCAACUACUUGUAUUGGUCCAUGGCUGAACCAUGGUCAUACUUCAAUGUUACAAUUCUCUCCCAACUGGAACUCUGGAAGGUUUUCAAGGAAGUUAUAUCGCAUAGUAUUUUUCCUUUUCU
Nelumbo nucifera (sacred lotus) is the source of this 728-nucleotide messenger RNA. RefSeq names its product Rhodanese/Cell cycle control phosphatase superfamily protein (gene CDC25). Gene Ontology annotation, cellular component: nucleus; cytoplasm. Gene Ontology annotation, molecular function: protein tyrosine phosphatase activity. The record is from RefSeq and is a predicted model, not a curated record. NCBI's taxonomy places the organism in Eukaryota, Viridiplantae, Streptophyta, Magnoliopsida, Proteales, Nelumbonaceae.